GGUAAUUGCUAUGCUCAUCGGAACCUAUAAGACGGUGAAAAGCGAUGAUGUUACCAGAGGACGUAGCAUUUUGGGAUCGUAUGUCUAUAAGAAACUGUCUGCAGCUCUUUACUGGAUCACCCACUGUGGUCAGAAGCGUCAACGUCAGCCCGAUAAUGCGGCUGAUAAGGAUUCGACACCCGCAGAGGGAGAGGCUGAGGUUUGGGGAGACAGCACUGCAGUAACAGAGGCACGCAUCAUCAUACCGGAGCAUCAUCCCGGAGUAGGAGAGAAGGAUUUAGAUCGUCUGAACAUUCGCUUGGAUCAACUCGAGAAAGUUUUAAAACAAAUUCUCAUCAACAUGGAAGACAUAUUGAAACGUGUUGAUGUAAACCGUCUCAGAAGAACGAACCAAAAUAAUAGGGAAUCUUCGCCAUAGACACCUCGAAUAUAAGGGGUGCAGUAUAAUUAACCAUGUUUGAGGUGAUUGCUAGACCUCUUAGACCUUUAGGUGGGAC
Drosophila guanche is the source of this 497-nucleotide messenger RNA. RefSeq lists its product as uncharacterized. Bases 11 to 418 code for a protein of 135 amino acids. The transcript has 3 exons. NCBI's taxonomy places the organism in Eukaryota, Metazoa, Arthropoda, Insecta, Diptera, Drosophilidae. The record is from RefSeq and is a predicted model, not a curated record.